Brassica oleracea var. oleracea is the source of this 1221-nucleotide messenger RNA. RefSeq names its product GDSL esterase/lipase At3g53100. The coding region runs from base 1 to 1056 and encodes 351 amino acids. The record is from RefSeq and is a predicted model, not a curated record. NCBI's taxonomy places the organism in Eukaryota, Viridiplantae, Streptophyta, Magnoliopsida, Brassicales, Brassicaceae. The transcript has 5 exons. Gene Ontology annotation, molecular function: hydrolase activity, acting on ester bonds.
AUGCAAGAGAUGAGAGUUUCAGGGUUUUGGGUUCUUUUAUUGGUUUCUUGUUUAAUCUGCAAAUCCAAAGGAGCCAUUGUUCCUGCACUCAUCAUGUUCGGUGACUCCAUUGUUGACGUUGGCAACAACAAUAACUUACUCAGCAUUGUCAAGUCAAACUUCCCUCCUUAUGGCAGAGACUUCACCAAUCGAACACCCACAGGAAGAUUCUGCAACGGUAAACUCGCUGUAGAUUUCUCAGCUGAGUACCUUGGCUUCCCUUCAUACCCACCUGCAUACCUAAGCAGAGAAGCAAGAAACGAGGAUUUCUUGAUUGGUGCCAACUUUGCAUCAGCGUCUUCAGGAUACUAUGAUGCCACAUCUGUUCCAUUUGGCGCGAUCCCCUUACCACGACAGUUGAGCUAUUACAGGACGUAUCAAAACAGAGUGAGGAGCAUGAUCGGAAGGGAGAGAGCACGCACUAUGUUCUCUAAAUCUAUCCAUAUUUUGAGUGCGGGAUCUAGCGACUUUCUUCAGAACUAUUACGUCAAUCCGCUGCUCAACAUCCUAAAUACACCUGAUCAGUUCUCUGAUAUUCUCAUGCGAUCUUACUCAGAGUUCAUCCAGAAUCUGUAUGAACUAGGAGCAAGGAGAAUUGGAGUGAUAUCGUUACCGCCAAUGGGUUGCCUGCCUGCAGCUAUCACUCUUUUCGGUGCAGGAAACAAGAGUUGUGUCGAGAGGCUCAACAAUGAUGCUGUCAUGUUCAACACCAAACUUGAAGCCACAACACAGGCAUUGAUGAAACGACACUCAGGCCUCAAGCUUGUCGCCUUUAACGCCUACCAACCUCUCAUGGACAUCAUCACCAACCCAUAUGACAAUGGAUUCUUUGAAACAAAAAGGGCAUGCUGUGGAACAGGAACAAUAGAGACAUCGUUCCUUUGUAAUUCUCUUUCCUUAGGAACGUGUUCAAAUGCCACAGGAUAUGUGUUUUGGGAUGGAUUUCAUCCCACAGAGGCUGUGUACGAGCUCUUGGCUGGUCAACUAUUGAGUCAAGGGAUUUCUCUAAUCUCUUAAAUUAAAUUCCAUCUCGAUGAAUUCAAACUGUACACCUACAAAUAGUUACCCUUGUCUCUCUCUCUUUCUAGGGAUAUGUGUGUGACGAAGUAUCCGACUCUCAUAAACUAAAAUAAGAGAGAGCGUGUGUGAGUGUGUGAAUGUUGAAACUACCAAUUUGUUUUA